Balaenoptera ricei (Rice's whale) is the source of this 2531-nucleotide messenger RNA. RefSeq names its product piercer of microtubule wall 2 (gene PIERCE2). Gene Ontology annotation, biological process: axoneme assembly. Gene Ontology annotation, cellular component: axonemal microtubule. Bases 321 to 686 code for a protein of 121 amino acids. The transcript has 2 exons. NCBI's taxonomy places the organism in Eukaryota, Metazoa, Chordata, Mammalia, Artiodactyla, Balaenopteridae. The record is from RefSeq and is a predicted model, not a curated record.
GAGGAGCGCAGCCCGCCGCCGGCAGGCUGCAGGAAGCUGGGCCCCGCGGCCGUGAUCCUCACAACAUCCGGGCCCCGGCACUGCAGAGGCGCCGCUGCCGGUUACUGUGGAGACGGCCUGCUACAGCCUCUCCGAAGGAUUCCACCCUGGAGGACGGCUCCCCGGAUUAGGCCGAUUAGUUUACACGUAUCCAUCCAGCCGACGGUUCGCCUUCUCUUUGCUGCUUUAAUUGGGUGUAGUAAAAGUCGGCGCUCGCUGGCCUUGCCAUCCGCUGCAGGAAAAGACUGCGUUUGCCGAAAAAAAUAAAGAAGAUAUCGAGAAUGACCGAGUACGACUGGGAUAAGAAAAGUACUUCAGCUUCAAAUUCAGAAACAGAAAUGAAACCUGAACAACUGCCUCCUUGUGUGAACCCUGGCAAUCCUGUGUUUUCAUGUAUGUUGGACCCAAAGACACUCCAUACAGCUACCUCACUAUCAAAACCUAAGAUGAUUAUGUAUAAAACCAAUUCAAGUAAUUAUGGUGAAUUUUUACCCAUGCCACAGUUUUUCCCCUGCUAUUAUACUCCAAAGGACCAAGUAUUUUCAAGCAAUAUCAGAGCUACUGGAUUUUAUCAAAAUAACACUCUAAACACUGCACCUGACAGAACAAGAAUGCUUGAUUUUCCUAAUUUUCAACACACUCUAUGAAAAUAUAUUACUCUUAAAUAAAGAGAAAAUAUACUUGGGAAAAAUGAGUUUUAAAUCUAAGGCAAGGAUACCUAAUUUGAAAUAUAAAAAGAUUUGAAUUAAUUUUUUAAAAAUACCUUUAAGAAAUAAAGCAUUUCAACCGAUAACUGAAUGACAGUGACUUCUUAAAUAAAAAUGUGUUCAAAAUAGAACAAAAGGUAGAAAGCAUUUUAUUAUACCUAGCUUUAUUUAGUUCAUGUAGUCCAAAAGCUUCAAAAGGCUUUCAGGAUCUCAACUGUCUACUGAGUAUAUUUAUCAAGACAAAGGAACACAGGAACUCUAAUUUUGAAAACUGAAUUAAGGAAGAUUCUGAUGAGUAAUUUCCUGCUUUUCUGUUAUUUCAACUAAUAGCUCAGAACCUGGGGAAUGUUAGUUCACACUGCUAAACUGGUGGAAGAGAGGACUUGUUAUUCAUUCAUUCAUUUAGCAAAUAUUUAUUGAACACCUACUUAUGGCAGGUGCUAUAGGAUGCAAAUGGAACACAGAAAUAGAAAACAGUGUCUUUUAUUGUUUCAAUGAACAAUAUUUGGGGGAAAUGAGAGUAGCAAAUUAAUAAUACAUGAUAAUUUAUGUAAUGUAAACUAUGUAAAAGGUCUUUCAGACACAGAGACAGAAUUGCUUAAAUUGAGACCAAGGAGAUCAAGAGAAACAUUCUGGAGAAGGUAAAGCCAAAUCAAAGGAAAGGUCCAUCCAGGCAGAAGAAACGUUACGUAUACAAGAAUGAAAAUGUGAGAGAAUGCUGCACGUUUUUAAAAGUGCGAUUACUUUUUUUUUUUUUUGGCCUCAUCACGCAGCUUGUGGGAUCUUAGUUCCCCGGCCAGGGAUUGAACCCAGGCCGUGAAAGCGAGGAGUCCUAACCACCGGACCACCAGGGAAUUCCCCAAAUUAAUUACUUUGGUACAUCUUUAACACAGAGCAUGAGCAGUGGUAGAUGAUGGGCUAUACAAUUCUUUAACCUCUGUAAUUCCACUAUAUAGAGAGAUUUAUUUCAGCUGCCAUCUGCUGAAACCUCCUGUUCAGUUGGAUCUGAGUACCUUUACUGGAAAAAAAAAAAAUCACUGUUCUUAUUUUUCCCUGUUGGUUUCAGGUUCAGGAUAUUAACAUCAAUUAGAAAAAAUAAUCUUGUGAGUCACUAGGGGACCAGAAAAGUUGGAUACAGAAAAGUUGAAUCUUCUAUUUACAAAAAUGGCUUGAUGUGAGGAAACAGCUCAAACUCUGCAGCCUCAUGAAAUUCUUUCAAAUAUCCCAAAAUAUGAUAUUUGGCACAAGAAAGAAAAAAAAAUUAGUUUUGUUCACUUCCUCUGAAACAUCAAAAAUCAAGGCACUGCACAAGAUUUCCAGGCGAAUGAUGCAAGAGAAUUUGAGUUUACCAGAUUUUUCUCUGCAUAAACUAUACAAACCCUUUUCCCCCUUCACUGUAGGUGCUUGAUUUGUAGAAAGUGAAGUCAACUUUUUAAUAUGUAGAAUCUAGAGGUUAACCUAAAGUUCCUUACUAUGACAGGUGGUUAGGCCUUUUGUUUUGUUGUUGUUGCUAAAAUUCUUAGGAAGGAUGAGUAUCUUGGAAUCAAGCAUAUUGUCUGGAAUGCAGUUAUGUAGUCAUUCAGUGCCUAUCAAAGUCCAGGGACUAUUCUAGGCUCUAAGAGCUUGCCUUCAUGGAGGUUCGAUUCUAAUAAAUUCUAGUAGGGGAAAACAGACCAAAAGACAUAUGUAUAAAUAUGUAUACAUAUUUAUAUAUAAAUGUUAUGGAACAUAAAUGUUUAUAUGUUUGUUAUAUAUAUAUGUAUAACAUAGACAUAUAAAUAUUUA